Elephantulus edwardii (Cape elephant shrew) is the source of this 762-nucleotide messenger RNA. Its product is annotated as cdc42 effector protein 3-like. Bases 1 to 762 code for a protein of 253 amino acids. Lineage: Eukaryota; Metazoa; Chordata; Mammalia; Macroscelidea; Macroscelididae. The record is from RefSeq and is a predicted model, not a curated record. The transcript has a single exon.
AUGCCAGCCAAGACACCCAUUUACCUGAAAGCUGCCAAUAACAAGAAAGGAAAGAAAUGUAAACUGAGAGACAUUCUGUCUCCCGAUUUGAUCAGUCCUCCCCUGGGGGACUUCCGCCACACCAUUCACAUUGGCAAAGAGGGCCAGCAUGAUGUUUUCGGAGACAUUUCCUUUCUUCAAGGCAACUAUGAGCUUUUGCCUGGAAAUCAGGAGAAGGCACACCUGGGCCAGUUCCCUGGGCAUAAUGAGUUCUUCCGAACCAACAGCACCUCGGACUCAGUGUUCAUAGACACCCUCUCCCCGGUGCUCAAAAACGCCAUCUCCCUCCCGACCAUCGGAGGCUCCCAGGCACUCAUUCUCCCCUUGUUGUCCCCGGUGACCUUUAGUUCUAAACAGGAAGCCUUUGGCCCAACCAAGUUGCCCCGGCUGAGCUGUGAGCCUGUGGUGGAGAAGGCUCAGGAGAAAGGCAGCCUGCUGGCCCAUGGGACAGUGCACCCCGGGAACACCUUGUGGGGCUCCAGCGGCUCCGCAUCCCAGUCCAGUAAGGGCAGGAACAGCCACUCAUCCAGUCUCUCCGAACAGUACCCUGACUGGCCAGCUGAGGACAUGUUUGACCAGCCUGCCCCGGGAGAGAUGCUCAAAGAAAAGACAAGAUCCGAGGAGUCCCUGUCAGACCUCACGGGCUCCCUCUUCUCCCUGCAGCUGGACUUGGGGCCCUCACUCCUGGACGAGGUUCUGAACGUCAUGGACAAAAACAAGUAA